Dracunculus medinensis (Guinea worm) is the source of this 231-nucleotide messenger RNA. Lineage: Eukaryota; Metazoa; Nematoda; Chromadorea; Rhabditida; Dracunculidae. The record is from the annotation of a GenBank genome assembly.
UUUUUUUUUCAGGAUUGGUUGUCUCCAUGUUCGGCGAAGCGUGUUUUUACGUUCUAUCGGAUUUCGCAAGCACUCUUAUAUGCAUGGCAAAUGACACUUGCUUAUAUUUUAAUGCUUAUAGCGAUGUCAUUUAAUAUUUGGUUGAUAUUAGCGAUUAUUUUUGGUGAGGCCAUAGGAUAUUUUUUGUUCACUGGAGAACUUCCUUCUUGUGAAAAUGGCAAUUGUUGCUAA